Paecilomyces variotii is the source of this 1345-nucleotide messenger RNA. Its product is annotated as Lactonase, 7-bladed beta-propeller-domain-containing protein. Gene Ontology annotation, molecular function: protein binding; 6-phosphogluconolactonase activity. NCBI's taxonomy places the organism in Eukaryota, Fungi, Ascomycota, Eurotiomycetes, Eurotiales, Thermoascaceae. The record is from RefSeq and is a predicted model, not a curated record. Bases 462 to 1229 code for a protein of 255 amino acids. The transcript has a single exon.
CUUCCCUUUAUGUUGCAUCUUCUUCAGGGAAUAUUACACUUCUCUCUUUGACGUACGACUACUUCUCCUCGACCGGAUCAUCUGAUUUUGUUGAAGACGGUUACUUUGCCGGUUUUGCGCCGAAAAAAAGAUACAAUCUCUCGGUCGUCCAUACCUUCAAGACACCUGCGCAGAGUCCAGCAUGGUUGACCUUGAAUGAACACAACAACAUUCUUUACCUCAUCGAUGGCGUGACGACCGGCAACGGAACCCUUACUUCUUACCGCACGAGUUCUCAUAACGGUACAGGUCCUCCUAUUCAGUUAGAUAGUGUAGAGUGCCUUCUUGACGGGGCCGCCGCCGACUUUUAUGCCAAUGGGAAGGCUCUUGCUGUGGCGCAUUACACCAGCAGCGCUUUACAGACAUACGAUGUUACCGCUUCAAACGGCACACUCAAGCUUCUCCAGACGUUUACGUACAAAAUGGCCGAACCAGGACCCGCCGGAGAGCGCCAGGCCGCACCACACAUUCAUGAAGCGCGUACCGACCCACUAGGCGAAUACUUGCUGGCGAUUGAUCUCGGAGCCGACCUUGUGCGUGUAUAUGCUAUCGAUCACGAUUCUCUCCUCUUAGAUGAGCGUGCAGCACUCAAAGCCACCCCGGGGUCCGGGCCACGACAUGGCGUGUUCACACAAGAUCCAAUUCUCUUCCCCGAUGGUAUUGCAAGUUACGUGUUCUAUCUUGCCGCUGAGAUAGCGGGCACCAUCACUGCCUACCGUGUGACUUAUCUGCCUGACUUGGGAGGCCUUCAAUUCGACUUACUUCCGAAUGGCACAUACUCUUCGUUGGAACCAGGAACCCCCAAACCUGACACCGGGGGGAAAGGAAUUACAGGUGAGCUCAGGGUAAGCCCAGACGGCGACUUUCUAAUUGUGAGUAAUCGCCGUGAUGCGCGCUUCAAUGGCACCGCAGCUCAGUAUCCACCGGAUGGGAGGUCGGACUCGAUGUCUAUUUUCCGGAUUCGACAGGAUCUCGCCGGUAAGCUUGACUUUGUGCAAGCUUCUCCCGCCGGUGGCUUGAUGGCCAGGACCUAUGACCUAAAUUCAGCUGGAAAUCUGGCAGCUGUUGGGAUCCAGGAGGGAUCACGAAUCACCAUCCUGCAGAGAGAUCUUGGGUCUGGCUUGUUUAGUGAACAAGUGGCAGAGGUUGACGUUGAAGGCGAGAUUUGGGCCGUUAUCUGGGAUGACUAGAUAAGCACGGGAUGACCCUAUACGAUCUAGGUAAUUGUAAGAUCUGCAAGAUUCCGUGAAGAUUCCUUCUCAGAGCCCUGUCUAUCAAUACUUCAUUAGAAUACUUAUGUUCAGAG